AUGGGGCAGAGCAGCAUUGGGCAGAGCAGCAUUGGGCAGAGCAGCAUCGUCUCAUGCCAAUUCUCCACGCCCGUCCACCUCCCAUGGCCCGCAUGUCCCCGUCGCAGCGAUCUCUCUGAGAAUCAGCUGUCUGGCGCCAUUCCACCUGGCAUAGGCGCCCUCACGGCUCUCCGAGAGCUGGGUCUCUCCGACAACCAGCUGUCUGGUGAUAUUCCCCUCGCCAUAGGCGCCCUCACAUCCCUUUCGUACCUGUGA
Closterium sp. NIES-65 is the source of this 255-nucleotide messenger RNA. NCBI's taxonomy places the organism in Eukaryota, Viridiplantae, Streptophyta, Zygnematophyceae, Desmidiales, Closteriaceae. The record is from the annotation of a GenBank genome assembly.